This is a messenger RNA of Lentinula edodes (shiitake mushroom), 672 nucleotides long. RefSeq names its product glutathione S-transferase. Lineage: Eukaryota; Fungi; Basidiomycota; Agaricomycetes; Agaricales; Omphalotaceae. The record is from RefSeq and is a predicted model, not a curated record. Gene Ontology annotation, cellular component: cytoplasm. The coding region runs from base 1 to 672 and encodes 223 amino acids. The transcript is spliced from 4 exons. Gene Ontology annotation, molecular function: glutathione binding; glutathione transferase activity.
AUGCUGAAGCUCUAUGGUUCUUCUCGAUGUUGUUCGACAGCUCGGAUCGCGGUCGUGCUGCACGAAAAACAGAUCGGCUACGAGCUUCAUCCUCUGCACCCGACUAAUAGCGAUGCUCAACCGCAUAUUGUAUGUUUAAAUGGUUUUUUCUCUAUUUCCACUCACGAAUUGUUCGACCAACAGGAUGACAAUGGAAUAAUCCUCUAUGGAUGUCGAAAUAUAUGCCAAUAUCUCGCUACACGAUAUCCUGAACGAGGGACCAAGCUGAUUCCGGAUUCUACUGAUACGCAGGCUACAGAGCUCUUUGGACAAGCCAAAUACGCGGAAAACCAAAGUUUUGAACCUUUUGCGAAAAAUGCAUUGUACGAAACGAUCAUGAAGCGGUAUGUGCAACAAGGCUUUCUUCCCAGUGACGCCAUUAGUGGCUCUGCUUUGCAGGAACUUUCGAACAAUAUGGAGGGGUACGAGUCCAUCCUUAGUUGUCGAAAGUACCUAGCUGGGAAUGAAAUCAGUCUCGUAGAUCUAUAUCAUCUUCCAUACGGCGAAAUGUUAUGCAAUGUUGGGAUUGAUGUGCUCUUAACCAAGGGGCCGAAUGUAUCUCGGUGGUGGGCGGACAUUUCAUCCCGGCCGUCUUGGUUGACUAUCAGGAAUGGAGUACCUUCCAAGGGAUGA